GGCCACUUUAUUAAAAAGAGCAUAAAAUUUCAGUCUAAGAAAAAAUGGCAACUCUUUCUUUUUCUCAUGUUUCUCUCGCUUCAUCUUCUUCUCCUUCAAAAAUCAAUAGCAGAAAGAAUCUUCCUAAUUUGAUUCUUAACUUAGGUGUCACAUCAUCUUCUCAUAUCUUACCCUCUAUAUUCUCAUCCUCGCGUUUCUUUCUAAAACCCUUAUUUCUAAAACCCAUGAAAACGUCUCCUAGAAUGGAACAGAAAUACACUUACCCUGACCCAAUUCCAGAAUUUGCAGAAUCUGAAACCAAGAAGUUUAGGUUUGAGAUUUUGAACAAGUUGUCAAAGAAUAAGGACUCCUUUGAAGGUGACUUAGACAAGGUUGUUGAUGUCUGCUCAGAGAUUUUUAGCAACUUCUUGCAUAAGGAGUAUGGGGGGCCAGGAACGCUAUUGAUCGAACCUUUCACUGAUAUGUUGGUCGCCCUUAAGGAAAAGAAACUUGCAGGAGCACCUAUGGCUGCACGAGAGGCGUUAUUUUGGGCACAAAAUUACCUUGAUGAAGACUGGGAAACAUGGACCAAAAACCUACCAAAAUAAUGCCUUGUGAUGUUUAUGUAUGUCUUGGGAAUUUUGCCAAUCUAUGAGAAAGAACUCGGAAACACCAGUACUGAAGACUGAUGCUGUAAAAAUUGAGUCAUAAACCUAGUUUCAUUAAAUGACAGUGGUGAGAUUACAAGGAUUCUGAUGCAUUUCUCAUUCUAGCUAUACAAGCGGUCAAUUUACCAUGGACUGGUUCAAACAACGAUGAUUUCCUGACCCAUGUAUAUUUCCCCAGCGAAAAACUCCAACUUGGAAGGAUUUGUUGUCUGCUUCAGACAUUUCGUACUCUUCUAUGCUGGUUUAGUUAUGGUUGUGAUUAGAAAAACAAAGAUCCGUUUCGGAAUCAGCUUCCAGCCUGCUCAGAGAUACUUUGUAAUGAAGGUCGCCAUGUUCUUAACCUUCCUGAAGUUGAAUGUGUAAAUCUUUGUCUAUGUCUUUCUAGUUUAGGUCCCUGAAAUGCAUAUCAAAGAUGAAUAUUAGUUGCAGUUUUAAGCGCAAAACUGGAAAUGUAAUCUUUGAUUCCAUUUCAAAAGAAAAAUGAAAAUUUUGAUCGUGUUCUUCUA
Molecule: messenger RNA, 1153 nt
Organism: Papaver somniferum (opium poppy)
Lineage: Eukaryota; Viridiplantae; Streptophyta; Magnoliopsida; Ranunculales; Papaveraceae
Product: protein PLASTID REDOX INSENSITIVE 2, chloroplastic-like
Exons: 3
Coding region: 45-587 (180 amino acids)
Biological process (GO): regulation of gene expression
Source: RefSeq, a predicted model, not a curated record